AUGUUGUCCCGAGUAAUUGCUCCCUCUGUCCGUUCAAUUUCCACUAGUUCUUCUUUGAUGAGGAUUGUUCCUGGCAGCUUGGAAGACCAAGAAUGCGCAUACCCUAUAGCUGGGAAAAAAACUCACUUUACUGACCUCAAAAAUGCAUUUAAUGGGAUUAAGUCAGGUGACCAAAUUUUUGUACAUGGUAUUGCGGCGACUCCAACUCCUUUGUUGAAAGGCUUAUGCGAGUACGCUAAAGCAAACAACUUAAAAAAACUAACCCUUCAUCAUCUUCAUCUGGAGGGACCGGCGCCGUGGAUUCAGCCAGAAUAUAAAAACCUUAUUCGGUCUAACUCUUUAUUCACUGGCGCAAACCUUCGGAAAGCUGUGAAUGAUGGUACGGCUGAUUUCAACUCAACUUUCUUGCAUGAAGUACCACUGCUGUUCCGGACUGGUGCGAUUAAACUAAAUGUGGCGCUUAUUCAUGUAUCACCACCUGACAAAUAUGGAUACUGUUCUUUGGGAACUAGUGUUGAUACGGCUAGAGCAGCAGUUACUCAGGCUGAUCAUAUAAUUGCCAUGUCAAAUGACCAAAUGCCUCGAACUUUCGGCGACUCUGUAAUUCAUCAGUCACACAUAGAUGUAAUGGUUGAAUGCAAUGGUCAUAAAUUGCAUGAACGUCCUCCGUCAGGUCCGGCUGCACCAGAAGAAAAAAAGAUUGGUGAACUGAUUGCUAACAACUUGGUUGAAGACGGGGCUACUCUGCAAAUGGGUAUCGGUGCGAUUCCAGAUGCUGCUUUGGCUGCUAUGCACCAUCACAAAGAUCUCGGUGUUCACACUGAAAUGUUUUCUGAUGGUGUUCUUGAUCUGGUUGAAUGCAAUGCCAUUACUAACGCUAAAAAACCCCUUCAUCCUGGAAAGAUGGUGGUUUCAUUUGUUUAUGGGUCUAAAAAACUUUAUGAUUUUCUGAAUGAUAAUCCAAGUGUUUUCUUCGGCGAUGUUGCUUGGGUCAAUGAUCCAUCAAUUGUUCGAACAAUGCCAAAGAUGGCUGCUAUCAACUCGGCAGUUGAGGUUGAUCUCACUGGACAAGUUGUCUCUGACUCUGUUGGCUCUCGAUUUCUUUCUGGCUUUGGAGGUCAGGUAGAUUUUAUUCGUGGUGCGGCUAUUGGUGAUGAUGGGAAAGGGAAACCUAUUAUUGCUUUGCCUUCAGUAACAAAGAAAGGAGUCUCAAAGAUUGUGCCAUAUAUAAACGAGGGCGCAGGAGUUGUGACAUCUCGUGCCCAUGUACAUUAUGUAGUCACUGAAUAUGGUAUUGCACAGUUGUGGGGUAAAAACAUGCGCCAGCGGGCCUACGAACUAAUUAAAAUUGCUCACCCAGACAAAAGGGCUGAGUUGGAGAAAGCCGCUUUUGAAAGGUUGAAAGUGAUGCCAUCGGCUGAUUAA
Messenger RNA from Enterobius vermicularis (human pinworm), 1425 nucleotides. Lineage: Eukaryota; Metazoa; Nematoda; Chromadorea; Rhabditida; Oxyuridae. The record is from the annotation of a GenBank genome assembly.